Messenger RNA from Bufo gargarizans (Asiatic toad), 2830 nucleotides. RefSeq names its product coagulation factor XIII B chain-like. The coding region runs from base 90 to 2654 and encodes 854 amino acids. Lineage: Eukaryota; Metazoa; Chordata; Amphibia; Anura; Bufonidae. The transcript is spliced from 16 exons. The record is from RefSeq and is a predicted model, not a curated record.
UAACAAACAAGGAUAGUUACUUGGGAAUAAAUUCUGCAUUUUAUUAAGCAUUUGGCUUAAGUUGGAGACGUAACUGCUCGGCUCUCAGAAUGGCUGCAUCAGGAUUCUACAUUUUGCUCUUAUUUGCAAUGUCCUGUUGUGCAGCUCCAAAUCCAGAGAAAGAUCACUGUGAAAAACCUGAUCAAAUAAAAGGAGCUCAGUUACAAGGCGAAUGGCACGAUGAAACUUACCCACCUGGUAAAGUAGCUAAUUUUGUCUGCCUCCCGGAAUACACCCAGGAUGGACCCAUUAAAAUGGCAUGUAUUGAAGGAACUUGGUGGCAAAUUGCUAAAGGCCAAUGCAAAGGUAAAAAAUGUGACAGACCUGACAUAAAACAUGGAAUUAUUUACAAUGAUUACUAUUAUCCGAGAGAAGUUGGAAGAUAUUUAGAAUAUUAUUGUGAGAGCAGUUAUCAGCCAAGGAGGUGGACAAGAAUCUACUGUACUAAUGCUGGAUGGGAACCUGAACCCAAAUGCUCACGAGAAUGUACAUACAGAGAUGCUUCUUUUGAAAAUGCCCAACUUAUAGAUCUGAAGUCAGUUUACGUGGAAGGAGAUAAAGUGCAGUUCAGGUGUACAAAUAAUUAUCAAACACCAGAUGGAAAAGACUAUGGAGAAAGAACAUGUCUUCCUAAUGGAAAAUUUACUCCAGCCAAAUGUUCGGUAACAUGCAUGGCUCCCCAACUUCAAAAUGGAAAAUUCAACCAAAUUAAAAAUCAAUACGAGAUUGGAGAAUUUCUGCAGUAUGAAUGCAAUAAAGGUUAUAUGACAAAAAGCAGACAUCUUUCUGGAAAAUCUCAGUGUCUUGAGGGAAGAUGGAACGAAGCUCCUCAAUGUAUACCUAUUACUUGUCAAUAUAAUCGCCGAUCAUUUAACGAUGGGGAUACUAUUGAAUAUAGAUGUCCCUCUGGGCAAAAGCCAAGAAGUGACAUUGGCCAGUGUUAUUAUUAUGGCUGGGGUCCACCGCUGGUUUGUGAAGAUAUUGAGUGCACCAUUCCAGAGUCUUCAAAUCUCGUACCAAGCCCUUUUGCUCAUAGUUAUAAAAUUAAUAUGAAGGUAUCAUUUUCAUGCAAGGGACGCUUCAUUAGAUCUGGAUCUUUGGAAAGCGUUUGCACAGAAGGAGGCUGGAAUCCACUUUUACCCACCUGUAAAGAUAUUGAGUGCACCAUUCCAGAGUCUUCAAAUCUCGUACCAAGCCCUUUUGCUCAUAGUUAUAAAAUUAAUAUGAAGGUAUCAUUUUCAUGCAAGGAAAGCUUCGUUAGAUCUGGAUCCUUGGAAAGCGUUUGCACAGAAGGAGGAUGGAAUCCACUUUUACCCACCUGUAAAGAAAAAAGACAAAAAUGUCCUAUUGCGUACAGUCCACAAAAUGCUGAAAUUAUAGAUCCAAAGGAAGUAUAUUACAGUAAUGACAUUGUUACCAUGAUAUGUGCCAGAGGAUAUAAGAUGCAUGGCUCUCCAAAGGUUCAGUGCGUUGAAGGAAAAUGGGAACAACCUCCAGAGUGCACCCGGGCUAUACAAUGCCAGAAUCCACCGAAAAUAGAAAAUGGUAUCAUUGAAUCCGCUAAUCAAGAAAUAUAUGCAACUGAUGAUGUUGUGAAAUACAGCUGUAGAUCAGGAUUUCACAUCAGUGGGUCAGAUCAAAGCACUUGCGUGAAUGGACACUGGUCAGCAUUACCAACAUGCACAGAAGAUGCAUGUGUUGAGGCUCCAAAUAUUCAACAUGGAACGGCAAUAGAAAAUAAGAAAACUUUCAGCCAUGGUGAAAGAGCUAAAUAUGAGUGUGACAACGGUUUCCGGUUUAAAGAUGAAGAUGUAGCAAGUUGUGUAGAAGGACAGUGGAUGAACAUUCCAGUGUGUAUUUCAACAUCUUGUAAAUCGCCACCUAAAGUUCUGAAUUCCAAACCUAAAGGAGGAACUAAAUCUAGUUAUGCAUCUGGUGAAAAAAUUACUUAUGAGUGUAAUUCUGGUUAUUCCCUGGAAAGAUCAGGAGAAGCACAAUGUGACAACACAAUUUGGAUUAAUAUACCAGUGUGCAGAAGAACUGGAGCGCAGUGUGGUCCACCACCAACUGUGCAGUAUGGAGACACUGUGGAGAUUAGAAAAGCUAUCUAUAGAUCUGGUGAAAAGGUGGAAUUUAGAUGCCCAGAAUAUUAUAUUCUUGACGGAAAUAGGUUUGUCACAUGCUUGAAUGGUGUCUGGAAUGAAGCACCAGUUUGUAUAGAGCCGUGUACUGCAAAGGAAAGGGACAUGGAAAGUAAUAAUAUACAACUAAAGUGGAGACCUGAUAGAAAGUUUUACAGUAGACAUGGUGAGACUAUAGAGUUUAUUUGUAAACCUGGAUAUGAAGCUCUUCCUGACACACAGAUGAGAAUUACUUGUAAUGAAGGAAAUCUGGAAUAUCCAAAAUGCUUCAAGAGAGGUUUUUGUGUAUUACAACAAUCGACUAUGACUGCCAAUAAUAUUCAUUACAAUCUGAGCACUGUAGUGGACCAUGGUCAAAAAAUCCUAUUUCAGUGUAAUGACGGAAUGAUGGCAGAAAAUAAUCUUGAAGCCAAAUGUGAACAGAAAAAGAUAAACUAUCCGAGAUGUACUGCUGCAAAAGAAUCUUCAGUGUGAUUACAGCAAAUGCACACAGGAUGUAACAUUGCCGUCUGCAAAAAAACUGGAAGAAGACUCCUGAAAUGACUUCUAUUAAAAAAAAUUCUCAAUGUAUUCAUUGUAAUGUGGUAAAAGUCACUUGCUUUAGUAAAAUCUGUGUGUCACCAGGCAAAAAAUAAAACUAUAAAAAUCUG